Messenger RNA from Selaginella moellendorffii, 1128 nucleotides. RefSeq names its product GDSL esterase/lipase At3g26430. The record is from RefSeq and is a predicted model, not a curated record. The transcript has 3 exons. The coding region runs from base 1 to 1128 and encodes 375 amino acids. Gene Ontology annotation, molecular function: hydrolase activity, acting on ester bonds. NCBI's taxonomy places the organism in Eukaryota, Viridiplantae, Streptophyta, Lycopodiopsida, Selaginellales, Selaginellaceae.
AUGUUCGGCCCGAGCGUCGUUGGCGCUGCCACAUUUGCCAUACAACUCCACGAGCAGAUUAUCUGCUUUAGGGCUGACUGGCACGAGCAACCAACGCCAAAGUCGAGCUCGUCGAUCUGUCCAACCGCAGUCUUCACCUUUGCAGAUUCUCUCAGCGAUGGCGGCAACCGCGACAUUGAAGCCGGUGGCGGCAAGACCCUAUCGGGCAGGUACCCAUACGGGAUCACCUACGGGAAGCCCACUGGACGCUACUGCGACGGGCUCGUCAUCCCCGACCUCCUGCUCCAGAAGCUCCGCCUCGACAACCUUGGAACUCCCAGCCUCAAGUACAAUGGCACCGAGUUCGAGAGCCUCAACUUUGGAUACGCCGGAGCCACGGUUGACGACUUCGUGCGCCACCAGGAGUUUGUCGUGGGUCGAUAUGGUCGCCAGGCGAGCAAACCAUGGUACGAGAAUGCACUCUACUCGGUCGAGAUUGGAGGGGACGAUAUCAACUUUGGUUUGCCACUGGGAGGCGGCUACGUGAUCAACGUCACCAUCCCGGCCGUGAUCCAAGGCCUGGCCGAUGGAAUUCAGAAGCUAUAUGCUCACGGAGCUCGUCAUGUUGUGCUCUACAACAUGCCCUGUGCCGAUUGCUCUCCAAACUAUCUCCAAUCUUUCCAACAGUACCCCGCUGGUACAUUCCACUAUGAAAAGGAUGGUUGCAUUGUUGAGAUUGCCCAGAUUAUCUCCUACUUCAACACCAACAUCCAGAGGCUGACGGAGGAGCUGACGCAAAAAUACCAGGGUCUCACUGUGUAUUAUUUCGAUUGGUUUGCAGCAAACACCUAUGUUUUGGAGAAUAUGAAAGAGUUUGGCUUCACGAACUCGCUCCAGUCAUGCUGCGGUGGAGGUGGCAAGUUUAACUGUGAUGGUGAGGGUCUUUGCGGGUGUGCUCCACUGAACCAGACCAAUGCUGUUUACACGGUGUGUAAGGAUCCCAGCAAGUAUUUCACUUUUGAUGGCAUUCACACAGAGCACUUUUACGAGAUCAUGUCCGAAUAUAUCAUGGCUGGAGAGUACAUCACACCAAAGGUGAAGCUGGAAAUGGGUUGCAAGAUCGUCACUGUACCAGAAAGUCCUCUUUGA